Molecule: messenger RNA, 5014 nt
Organism: Uranotaenia lowii
Lineage: Eukaryota; Metazoa; Arthropoda; Insecta; Diptera; Culicidae
Gene: tapas
Product: tudor domain-containing protein 7
Exons: 9
Coding region: 184-3894 (1236 amino acids)
Biological process (GO): spermatogenesis
Source: RefSeq, a predicted model, not a curated record
GGUCGGUUGAUUUCGUUCAGUGCGGUUUACUUGUUUUAUGCAGCAAUUUUGAUUUUGCGUGCGUGUUGCAGCGAGAGGACAUAAAAGUUUAUUUUUUCAUCUAGUUUUAGUUUCCUACGGUAUUGUUUUGCGAAAAACGGAUUACAGAGUCAUCGUUUCCAAUUUGCGGGUAUCGGCUUCAAAAUGGCCAACAGCGGUCAGAGGAAGUUUACCGAAGAAGCUGAAGCGGCCAUCUCAGUGCUCCGAGCGCUGGUCGCUUCGCAAAAAGGGCCUUCCACUGUACGAGGUCUGCUCCGGGACUACAGAGAACUGGAAGGCGGGCAGCUCAUGUAUAAGAAGUUCGGGUUUCCCAAUGCGGACGAAUUCCUGAAGGCUUCCGGAGAGUUUAUGGUUCAGAGUAACAACAUGAGCGAGACUAUUGUUUACGUAAAACCUAGUAAAGAUUCUGCUCACAUCCUUAAGAUGGUAGCAGCACAGAAAUCAACGAAACCGAGAAAAUCCGGUUUUGCUGUUCCACGACAACCUCAGAGAAGAAUUGGUGAAUUCAAUUGGAACCCAAGUGCCUACAAUAAAAUCUAUUCCCAAAUGCCAAACAAAAUAAACCGUUUUCCACAGAAUCGGUAUACACCUCAAACGCAAUACGUACAGCAACAACGGUUCAAUACUCCUAAAACAUACAACCAGAAUACCUUCAAUCGAAAUAGUUACAAUAACAACAACGUUACAAAACCUUUGAACAACUACAGUCAGCCAAAACCGUUGAUGUCACAAAAGAUUGCUCCUCCACAACACUACAACGCGAAUGACAACAGCAAUAACAAUCAGCAGACCAAUCAACGAUAUAACACACGAUCCGAGACUAACAACAAUAACACUUCAGCCAAAAAUUUGAAUAAACCUGCGCAAAUUCCCAGCAAAACGUCGCCAGGUAUUAACGAUUUCCAAUCGAAAGAUAAACCACAGCAGAAAAAAGAUUUCGGUUACGAACCUCCUACAACUAAUGCAGUAUCUCUGCAACCACCAGCUCGAAGUGUGAAUUCGCGACUGCAGGUAACAAGAAGUUUUGCAAACACGACACAAAUCACGAUGCCGGAGCCGGUGGAAAAACUUCCUUUGAAAAGCACACAAAGCAGCGAACUUCAUCUGCCCUCGGCUCUUACACCGCCGUCGACGCCACCGGUUGCGUCGUCGUUGCCGGGAAAGAUAUCGCUCCAGGAUAGGCUCAAAAUGAACCAACAAGUGGACCCUACGGAUCUGGAGAAAGUUUCCAGGGUUCUAACGCCGCAGGCUUCGCCGAUAAAGAGCAACCACAAGUCUCCUUCGUCGGAACUACAGACUCCUCCGGAACAAAUCAACCCCUCAGAUUCUUUCUCCUGGAUACAACCGACGGCAACCCCAGUCGAAAUGUUGUUCCUGUACGCCAAUCACUACGGGUUUGAGCGUCCAAUUUACAAAUAUUUCAAACUGAAAAACAAGCGUGUACAGUGUCGUGUCACGGUCAACGGGUCCACGUACUCAACCUAUCCGGACGAUUACGCCAAUGAGUUCGAGGGCCAAUUCGCUGCAGCACAGAACGCCAUUGACGCGAUCAAACGGGAAGAGGACAGGAACAACUUUUCAGUUAGUUUGGACUCCGAUUACGAGAUUGCUACUAAGAUCUACAAUCUACUGGUGAAUUGUCCACAUGGAAUGUUUUGGAAAAACAUUCCGGAAGCUUUCCGUAAAGUUCACAACGUAUUGCUGCCGGAUCAUUGGGAAUCGAUUGUACUGACAAACGCAAACAUGUUUGUUAAGGAAGAAACCGAAACUAACACAAUUGUGUUCGCCAAUGAAUUAGCAGACGAUAACGGCGAUGUUACAUCCGAAGCUGCUAGCAUGUCGGCAAAUGUGCUGAAAUUGCCUUGGCACGAGCAGUACUGGAAUAUCUACAUCACCAAUCCAGCAUCGACGGUGGAAAUCUGGGCCCGACUAGUUGGUCCGCAAUUCAGCGAUCAGAUGGAUACACUGAUAACGGAUAUCGAGAUGUCGAUGUUGGGUGCUCACCAGCCUAAACCCGAAAAGUUGGCCGUCGGCGAAUACUAUUUGGUAUCGAUGGUCGACUGCUGGUAUCGAGUCCGUGUUGAAGAAGCAGAUUUCGUGAGUUCCACCUGUGUUUGCUUUUUCAUCGAUAUUGGUGAAUGGGAAAAGGUAUCGUUCGAUGAUGUCUACUUGUGCGAUGCCAAAUGGCUAGAGCUUCCAGGGCAGUCGGUGUGCUUCUCGUUGGACGGUUUGGAAGAUUUCGGGGAAAAUCCGAAAGCCAAAAUCCAUCUGGAUAAUCUCAUAAGUGGAAAGGUAUGCAUCGGCGAGAUUUUGACCACCAAAGAAGAAUACGAGAAAGAUGAUGACGAUGUACGGAUUCGGAUGAUACUGUACGACACUUCUUCCGAAGAAGAUGUCAAUCUAAACUCGGUUAUUCUGAAAAACGUAUGUGAAGAUACCCCAGUUCCGGAGCUGAAUAGGAAGGGAGUAACUACGGUGACUAUCACCCACGUUGACGAUUCUGGUUUCGUCUACUGUCGACUGAAAGAUGCUGGUAUGGUUUAUAUCCAGAAACUUAUAAACAAUCUGGUACAAUCGGAUGCUUUGGAAAGUAAGCAUCGCGGUUUGUACCGCGGAAAAACCGGUAAUCAACUUUACCUGGUGCAAGAUGAGAGGGAUAAAAAAUGGUACCGUGCGUCCUUGAUCGCUGAAGAAGGUACUACGGUUUGUAAAAUGUUCUAUGUUGAUAUGGGCAUAAAGCAAUCUGUAAACCUUUCCAACGUUUAUCGUCUGGAAAUGUUGAGUGUUGCUCUAAGCCGCUAUCCCGCGCAGGCUAUUCUUGUAAAAAUGUUCGAUAUUCCCGAUGUCAAUGACUAUCUUUUGAGUCGUUUGAGAGCUCUGCUGAAAACAGGAUUGAUAGCAAUGGUUAAAGUGGCUGCUUUUUCAUCGAUACCGUUGGUUAAGAUCUACAUGCAUCUUGACCAAAAUAAAAUUCUGGUCUGUGUUAAUGACAGCAUUCGCUCAGAGAUGGAACUAGAGAUAAACUCCGAAGUGAUAAGCGAUCCGCGAAUAUACAGUGCAGCAAUGACUGAAAGUAGCAAUUCUUCUCACGCUAGUUCGAAAUUCAACGGUAGCUUUAACUCAGACUAUUCUCUGAAAAGUGAAGAAGCAGCUGAUUUAUCGAAUUAUUUUAGUGCUCUAAGCAUCGAGCAAGGUAAGAAACGAAAUAAUGGAGGCUCAACCAGAGUGAUCCCUAAACUGGCCAAAUUCACAUUACCGAAGGUUGGGGAGCAAUUUGAUGUGUGCGUAACGAUGGCUGCCAGUCCUAACUAUUUCAUUGUACAACCGUAUGCUCAAGCAAAUCAAUUGAAUAGUAUGAUGAUCGAGUUCCAAGAUUAUUGUAAUAACAAGAAGCCGCAAAUGGUUCCGAAAGAAAGUGUCCAACAGGGGGAAGCUUACGCCAUGCUGAAUAGUGCUGACGGCAACUGGUAUAGAGUACUGGUUGUAAACAUCCUUAUCGGUCCGGCAUUGAUUCACGUGUACUUCUGCGAUUUUGGUCAAGUACGUAUUGUGGAGAGCGAAUCAUUGCGAGUACUUCCACAACAUUUACGAAUACUUCCUCAGCAAGCAAUGAAAGCAAGACUUCACGGUGUUCAACCAGUAGCUGGUGAUUGGGAUACCCCUGAUGCACUUCGAUUUAAGGAACUGACGGAGGGCAAAAAGUUUGUCAGCUUCGUUCGAAGUGUUCAAGUCGACGAAUUUAAUCCAAAUGACGAUAUCGUUGAUCUAACACUUAUCGACGUUUCAACGGAAAACGACAUUUACAUUCAUCAGAUUAUGGUUGAUGAAAAACGAGGUGUACUCAGCAGCAAGUAACUUGUUGAGUGUUUAAAUUCCGUUUAAAGAUUUCACUUUUUGCCAGCCAUUCGAAAAAAUAACGAAUCGAUAGCGAACCGUGUGCCAACGGCAUAAUUAGUUAUAUUUUUUUUGUCUCCAGUAUUCUUGUUACAAAAAAUUGUAACAUCACGAGAAUUGGAAACAGUCGAAAAACCGAUUGAUUAUCUUUAAAAGAAGAUACAGUGCACCAAACUGAUCUAAUGAACGUUAUGUUUUACGAGAUUAUUAUUUUAUUUGUUAAAACUAUCAGCACUCGAAAAUUAGCAUUAAGAUAUUUUUUACACUGUUACUAACCUGAACGAUGAGAAUUGUCCAUUCCAUUUAGAUAGAUAUGAUAAAGAAUCGAUCAAUUUUUUUUUACUGAAAAAGCAAAACAUUGUUUAUCUAGUUGUUGGUUGUAAACCCUGAAUUGCCAAAAUUGGUUUUAUAAAAUUGAAUAAUAAAACUCGUACCUAAAUUGGACUUUAAUCAAAAUAAAUCUGUGAAUAAAAUGUGAUUAAUCGAAGAUAGUAAGAAUGCAAUUCAAGCAAUAUUGAAAAUAAAAAUCAACAAAAGAGUAGGAAUUUCAUUAAUUAUUUGUGCUAGCAAAUAAGAAAAAUUCUCUUUAAUGUCUUCUAUUUGGUAUGGGUGUUGGUGAGCAUAAUAAUGGACUGUGUAUUACCUAAAUAAGCAAUCGAUAUUUAUUGAAAUGUUAUUUAUUUAUCCCCAUUAGGUAGAACUAGCUCUGUUGCAUAGAUAUCCAAGUUGAAUUUAGCAUUGUUGAAUAUCUGAUUUCUAUAUUCUUUCGAACGAUGCGUUUGUGAUAAAAAUGGUUUUAUAUGCUCAGAGAAGCUUUUAAUGUGUCUAUACAUAUUCUCUCACUAGCACAACAGUAGUUAACACAUAGCUAUUUUUGAAUUGUUGAACCUUUAUAUAUGAACAUAUAUACAUAUUGUUUUUCCGCUGUUAUCUUUGAACGAAGUGCCCUUAGUGAGGUACGCACACAACAUAUGCUUAUGGAACUUACAACCAUAAGGUUUACAGUACUAUACAGUAUAUUUCGAAGCGUAUAUUUUGUUUGGAAAAAUAAAAAUAAAAACUAGGGUUUAACCUUGAAAAA